UUAAUGAAUUAACAGCGUCGACUUUCCCCAGCACCAUCAAGUCCUAUUCAACGCAAUGCAAUAAUAUCACGUAAGAUAUCUCAACUAAAUUAGAACAUUCUAAUCGAUUUCAAUUCCUCUAAGUAACUCCAUCCACUCACCCGGUUCAAUAUGUCUCCAUGUAGAAUUGUAAGAAUCCAGCAUUUAUAAUUAGAUAACGAACCCAGACAAAUCUCAAGAGAACGAGACAGCAAUCAAAUCCCUUAUUAGUAAGUGUGUCCAAAGGGAUUUCAGAGUCUCAGAAUAAUGAGUCAGCCCGAUGGUAAUUCAAGCAAAUCACCAGAGGUUCCAGCUAUGUAAUCUUAGCCCAACAACAGACCUAAUUAGAAUUCUAAUUCUCUGUAAAUGUAUAUAGACAACGCUCUUAAAAAUUAAAGAGAGGAAAUGCUAAAAUUAUUAGAAUAAUAAAACAAAUAGAUCGAUUAUAUGCAUUAAUAAUAACAACUCAUCAUCUAGUAGCAGUAGUAACAAUAGGAAAAGAAGAAAGAACCAGUGAACAUUGAAUCAUAACUCAAUUAAGUGAAAGAACAAAUGCAGAUUUAGAUUACUUAAACCUGUAGAGAAAUGAUUCAUAAAUUAUAAAAGCAAGAAUAGACUGACUUUAAGGCUUUGCAAGUCCAAAUUGAGAAAUUAAAAUCUCAACUCUAUUAGAUCAAUUUAUCAACCAGCAAGUAGUCUGAGAAAUUAUAACAAUCAUAUAAGGGCAAAGAGAACGAAGCUGAAGAAUAUUAAUAUAAAAAACACAUACCUUAAAGAAAUUCACUAGAUAAUUACGAUCAAUAUAUCAAGAAAUAUGAGUAAUUCAACAAAUAGGUCAAUGAUUACUUGAUUAAUCGCAAAAUACCUGACCAUCUAAGUUCAAUACUAAAUUCUAGUAAAGAUUCAAAUAGUGAGAUACACGAUAUUGAAUACAUAUAAUCGGAUCAUCCACUCACAGAUAUUACAAACUUACAAAACAUCAAAUAAAACAAAAUAUCUUAACCAUUAUAAUAGAUUGCUUAACCGUCAAUCCACUAAUAGUUUAUUACUAAAAAGACUACAAGUUAGACAACUAAUUAAUCUAAUGAGGAUUCCCCUAUCAAAGCAUUGAAUGAGUAGAUGAUGAUCGAUAGUCUAGAUAAUAUUAAUGUGCAUGAUCCUAAUAGUUUAUAAAUUACUAAAGAAGAAUUUGAUCAAUUAAAAUGUAUAACUUAAACUUAAUUUAUUAGCUUAAAGAAUGUCAACAAUACAUGAGAAUGAUGAUGAAGAUGAAGAGUUAAUGUAUUAAGUGGAUGAGAAUGGAUUUAUUCUUAGUUAGGAUGGACAUCCUUUAAUUGAUUAAACAGGAAAACGAAUUUAAUUAACAAAAUAGGAACUUUAAUUCUAUAAAAGUAAACUUCAUAGUUGA
Molecule: messenger RNA, 1426 nt
Organism: Paramecium octaurelia
Lineage: Eukaryota; Ciliophora; Oligohymenophorea; Peniculida; Parameciidae
Source: the annotation of a GenBank genome assembly